UGGCUGUCUUAUUUUCUAGGCAUCCAAACACUACAUAAGAAAGAAGAAAAUCAUCAUGCAAAGUAAGACAAUGUAUACCAAAACUGCGUUAGCAGUAAGCACGGCAUAAAACGUUCCUCUCUUCUCUCUGUCUGGUCAUCCUCGGUCUGGAUCGGGCAUCGGCUCCUUGGCAUUCGAUCAGAGGUUCACGUCGCAACCUCUCUUAGUUUCGUUGUCUGGAGUUGGAUUGCUUCAAUUGAUUCUGAAGUUGAAUCAUAAGGUUAGGAUGGAUAGAGAAGAUAGUUUCACAUUUUGUCAGGUUAGUGCCCCCGAAAAUCAAGACAUUAUUGAGGUGAAGAAUCUUACAUCAGGUGUAGAUGAUAUUACUAUUAAGGAUGAGCUCUCAAAUGGUUUUGGUAGCGAUCAGAAUGGUGGUUUUUUGUGGAAACCUAAUUUCCUUAUUGAUGCCAACUCCAAGAAGCAGGAGACUGUAGGUUCUUUAAAUUUCAAUGUGAUUUCGGCAUCAUCUUCAAGACAAUCUAAUGAAUCUUCAAGACAAGCAGGCUCUAGCACCCUUGGAACUUCAGUUAAGAAUCCAGAAGAACCUAAGGCUUCAGUUAAGAAACGUGAAGCCCGGGCCAAGGUUCCUUUUGAGAAGGGUUAUAGCCAAAUGGACUGGCUUAAGCUUACUCGGACACAUCCUGAUCUUGCAGGAUUGAAUGGACAGUCAAAUAGAAGACUUAUAUCUAUGAAUGAGGUCAAGCAACACAAAUCUGAAGGUUCCAUGUGGACUGUUCUAAAAGGCCGUGUAUAUAAUAUAUCUCCAUACAUGAAGUUUCACCCUGGAGGGGAUGAAAUACUGAUGAAGGCAGUGGGUAAAGACUGUACAUCAUUGUUCAACAAAUACCAUGCUUGCGAUAAUGCUGAAUUCUUAUUGGAGAAUCUGUUUGUUUCUAAUUUUCUUCAAGCUAAUGAAUCUGUUCAGUUUAAGUCCUUAAAUUCAACUUUAGACAAAUACCAUGCUUGGGUUAAUGCUGAGUUCUUAUUGGAGAAGUGUCUCGUGGGAAUGCUGGAUGAUAGUCGGUGAAGACCUGUGGUUCAUGGCUGUCAAAUACAGGGCUCAGCUGUUCUAUUUUGCAGGCAGUAUGGUAUAAAGUCAUUUCAUGUUGUGAUAGUCGUGUUGUAUUCUUCAUUUGAACUUUGGUAGUUGCAAUAACCAUCCAUUCCAUCCUUUAAAUGCCUACUGAGACAACUAAAAAGAAUUAAGUAAUAUUCCUUAUAUAAACCUAAAAGGAGAAAGAAGAAAAUUUAUAAUCUGGAUGGCAAAGUAGAAACUAGUAAGUCCAUCCUUAUUGUUGUAAUUUUUGUCAAUGACACUUCUGAAUAAUUAUUUAUUUUGGGAAUGUACUGGUUCCUUUCUUCUAUUGGAUCAUCGAGUCUGAUCAUAAAAAGAUUCUAUUCAAGCAAA
Molecule: messenger RNA, 1447 nt
Organism: Carica papaya (papaya)
Lineage: Eukaryota; Viridiplantae; Streptophyta; Magnoliopsida; Brassicales; Caricaceae
Gene: RLF
Product: reduced lateral root formation
Cellular component (GO): cytoplasm
Molecular function (GO): heme binding; cytochrome-b5 reductase activity, acting on NAD(P)H
Source: RefSeq, a predicted model, not a curated record